Messenger RNA from Emericellopsis atlantica, 1470 nucleotides. RefSeq lists its product as uncharacterized. The record is from RefSeq and is a predicted model, not a curated record. The coding region runs from base 1 to 1470 and encodes 489 amino acids. Lineage: Eukaryota; Fungi; Ascomycota; Sordariomycetes; Hypocreales; Bionectriaceae. The transcript has a single exon.
AUGGUGACCUUCGUGGAGUCACUGGCCGGCCUCAUGAAGCCUCUGCGAGACAGCCAAGACGAAACUAUCCGAAAGACUGACGACUUUGUCAUCACAAUCGCUCAGUUUCGAAGUGAGAAUUGGAUCAUCGACAACCCGCUUCGAAUCGCUAUCGACAACCACACAACACUCAAGCGUCAGAAGGUCGACGCAAUCCUCAAGCGUCUCCCAAACGCCAUUGAGGAUGAGUUGACGGGUCACGGUACACAAUGCCAUGUCACUGUUUCCAAGCGUGGGCACCUGCUGAUGGACCGCGAAAUCGCGGCCGGUGAACUUGAAACCUCGCUUGGCAGGAACUUCUCUGAUAGUUUGCAACUCAAGUACCGUGUUUUGCGAGCGCGUUUGGAAAAGAGAAUUCGCCAAGAGCUCAACAUGGUACUCCUUGACACAAUCGGUAUUGGAGAGCCAAAGCCUUUCGACUCGUUCAUUGUCCAAGCCAAUCCUCAGCCGGUGAUGCUUGCACUCACCCCCAAUGCACGCAGCAUCCUUGAGACCAUGGAUGCCCAGAUGGAAACCGGGAUGCAGUAUAUGAACAAUGGCCGGUCUGAAGACGCAGAUGUUGAUGUGUACGAUCAUCUGGAGGAAGAGUUCUCAUACCUGAGCUCGGUCAUUGACGAGGGAACCUCCUCGACCCAUGUGGCCAACACUCAUGAGGUCGACAACACCCACGAGGUCGACAACACUCAUGAGGUCGACAACAACCACGAGGUCGACAACAACCACGAGGUCGACGACAACCACGAGGUCGACGACAACCACGAGGUCGACGACAACCACGAGGUCGACGGUGACAGCACGGCAGCUUCCUUCUUCACCACCAAUACUACUGGCACUGCUGUACACCUCCAUACUAGGGAUGCAAGUACUGCGCCAGCUGUCGACCUUGCCUGGAACGGUGGGGAUCACCAAAAUACUGCGCCUUCUUGUGAGAUGGAGAAACCACUCAUUACUCGCUACUGCACGGUCUUGGAGAUAGCUCAGCCCACUCCAAUCCGAUCAGCACACGUUGUUCUGAAGUUCAGAGACUCAGAACAUGCCAACUCUCCCCUUCACGAAGCCACACAAGCGGCUUCUCCAGCCGACUCUUGGAACGACGAGGGUUUCUUCCCUGCCCCUGAGACAGAACGCCAGACAAGCUCGGCUGCCACAUCGUCUUUCAACCGACCCGCUUGGCUUGCCGUCGCCAACUUUGUUUUGGGCAGGGACUCUGCUGAGCAAGAGCCUGAGCCUCGUCCCCUGCCUGAGCCACCUAUGCCAGCGCCUGUGGUCCCUGCUCGCAACAUCUUGGCCAUGAUGCCGGCACGUCAGCCGCAGCCAGCGGUUGCUCAAGAGCCUGGACCUCGUCUGUCCUGGGCUCAGCGCAUCGGACUCCGCCCAGCACCCGCGCCUCGAGGCCUUCUACCUGCACCGCAGAUCACACGAGGAGGCUAG